ACUUCCUGUUUCGGUCAGCUGCAAAACAUAGACACGAUUAAAAAAUACUGCUAAUUAUUACCUGUGACUUCAGUUAUGAAGGGCCCCGGCGCUGAGAGCGGCAUGAUGGACGUAAUGGAUGAAGGCACUACAUCACCCACCGACCCGAACAGUGACGACCUCCCACCGUACCUGCGUGAGGAUCCACCUGAAGAUUUGGACAAGGACCAUCCAAAGAGCGAAGGGGGCGUGGUCUGGAGGAUGACAGGUGGCCUCUUUAACCUGACCAAAGGAGCAGUGGGUGCCACUCUCGGAGGAGUGGCCUGGGUGGGCAGCAAAAGCUUCGAGCUGACGAAAACAGCCGUGACGAGCGUCCCAGCAGCCGGGGUGGGAUUGGUCAAGGGCAGUGUCUCUGUGGUAGCCGGAGGAGUCGGGGCAGUCGGAUCAGCCGUGGCCAGUAAAGUCACAACGAAGAAGAAAGACAAAUCAGAUUAGCAUGGCUGACGGCUUGGUGCACGUUUACGUCAACAUUUCUGUUACCAUUGGAGCAGGCAUACGGUCACUCUGUUGGGUUUAAUUUAAUCAUUACCAAACACUACACGAUGCUGAUCGAGAUCCAGCUGAAGUUGCCCUCUUGUGCCAGACCUUGCAAACACAUUUCGCACUACAUAUGGCAGAAAAGGGCGACUUCUUCUGCACUUCCUGUUGGUGUGCGUUUGAUGAUUGAUUGGGUUCUCCUACUGUUUGUUUGUCUCAUAGUUUCCAUUUUGUUUGCUUAGUUUUGCUUUGCUAAGAUUAUAUUUGAGAGACAGGACAACUCAGAUUUUUACACGAAAAUCACAAAUCCAUUAUGAAUUACACAUCCAAUCCUUUAAAAAAAAAUCAAAUGUGAAUAGAUGGCGUAUUUGUACAUUCGGACCAACCAGUGUGAAACCAAAGUCAAGUAUUAUUGGAUAUUAUGAUGUCUCUGUCUCUCUCUUUUUCCUUUUGUGUCACAAAACAUUUUUCUCAUUUUCCGAAUCCGGAAACUAAAAUGAAACAUGUAUGCAUACAGUAUGCAGGUCGCAGUCGUGGAAAGCACGAAACCCCUGUGCCGUGUUUAAAUCCCGUAGUUGAUCAUUUUCAUGAACCAAGAUGCCGUAACCAUUCACGUUUAUUAUCUUGAAGCUGCGCGUUUUUGACUGAAGAAAUGUCGUGACCUUAACGUUUCCUAAUAAUGCUGAGCCGCAUGGGACAAAAGCUAUAUGAUUUAAAAAAAAAAAAACCUGCUAUAUGUGUCUUUCAGAGUCGCAAUGAAUGAAUGAGGGAUUGCAGAAUGUCAUUAUAUGCUUUUCAUCAGGACGGACAUUAAUGUUGUUCUUCUCACAAUGCAUAUUUAAAAAAAAAAAAAAAACUCACACGCUCAUACAACAGAUAUUUUCAUAUUGUGAUACUAUAAUUGUCUCAUAUUACCUGGACCGGUCUCACUAGGCAGCACUUGCACAGGCUUAGUAAGCUGACUAGCUAGCUGAUUAUUAAAAAAAAAAAAGCCACUUAACGAAAACCUUACAUACUGUAUAUGAUAUGAUAUUUUGCUGUUUAAAGUAGCUGUAUGGAAAGGCGUUAUGAUUUUAUGACCCACGGGUCUUUCGUUUUCUGCAAGGGUGUCACAAAUCUAAUCCUUUUGUUCCGAUUCCAAAUCCGAAUUUCCGUCUUUAGUGUUCUGUAUGCGAUCAGGAAUCACAUCGGUACGUUUACGAAUUACCGUUUACACGUCCAAAGGAUGUUUAAGCUGAAACAUUUUGCUUUUGUUACAUCUGUACUAGGAAUUCUUUUUUUUUUUUUUUUUUACUAGGGAUAUUCAUGAGCUCGGACAGAUGCUGGAAAAUUCCACAGUAAGGAAAAUGAAAUGAGAUGAACGAACGGUGUCUUAUAACACUAACGCUAGCAAACACAAAGUCACCUUGCGUGUCUUUGUCACACUUCAUCAAGCCAUAAUUAAGACGGUUUGGCUUUCAGACUCCAAUAAUGUUGUUAAACACAACAAGGAAGCUCCAAAGGUCAUCGCUGAAAUGUCUCCCAAAGACUUUUGGCUUCGGAGACAUUAUGAGGAGAGGAUAAAGAUUACGGCUGCGUAAAAAGUCGCCUCGACCAGGGAGAUUAUUUAUUAUUAUUGUGGGUUUUUUUUAUAUUUAAUUUCCUCUCCCCCUCUCCAUCGUCUGUAUUAAUGCACGUUAGUCGCCAUGGCAACUUGUCCAGGGGUGUACCCUGCCUCUUGCCCAUAGUCAGCUGGGAUAGGUUCCAGCUUGCCUGUGACCCUGUACAGGAUAAGCGGCUACAGAUGAUGGAUGGAUGGAAAGUUGCCAUGUUUUAGUCUCGGUAACUCGGCUUCCCAAAGAGCGAUCACUUGCCCAGUGGGUUAGUUAAUGAAUUUAUGUUUCAUCCACCGCUGUCCUUGGAAUCUUGUGAGCUGUCAAACAAGAGCCAUCAAAACAGCAUGUAAACUGAGACGUAGCUCAGAUGUAGGUUAAAGCACGGUGCUACUGAUUCUAAGAUUGUGAGUUCAAAUCCCUGCACAACUAAACUACCAUUGUUAGGAUGUUAAAUAAACAAGGCCCUUGGUCUUUAACCCACAACCAUUUUUUUUUUUUUUAUUAAUUUAUUUUUUUUUUUUUUAAAUCCUGUUUCAGUUGUAAGGAUAAAAGCAUCAAUCAAAUGACAAAUACAGGGUGUUUCAAAUAAAAAAAAAAGUGAUAUAUUAUUUGAGAUGUAAAUAUCCCAGAAACCACAUAGUCUAGGCAAAUGAAACUGAACAGCCUUAAUGUUGAGCAAUAUAAGAUUUAUUCCUCAAAAUCCGAAUGAGAAAUUCAAAGGUAUGUGGAUUCCAUGAACGAUUUCACAAAUGUUCAACAUUCACGCCGCCUGAGAUGCAGCAAACGUCAAGUCGGUAGUCCAGCUCCUGCCAAACACGCUGCAGCAUGUCUUUGGUAACGGUGCAUUUUUAGAGAAUUCUCUUCUCAUAAACGCACGCUGCACCGUCUUGUUCGACAGUGUUCAAGCGUACUCUAAUGGCCUCUGCAUGCUCUUGCGACAAGGCUUUCGCAGAUAGCUUUUCGCAGACAGUUGUAAUUUAUUGUUGAGCGGGGAGUAAUAGGUGUGUGCGAUGUUAUUCACCGCCACAACGCAAGGGGGCGCGAAGUCGUGAAAUCGCUAGGAGUAGUUGGUGGGUGUGGUUAGUGGAGUGUUUAUCCUCCGGUUACUUAUAAUGACUAGAACUGGAGUCGUAUAGAUGUACGUACUUCCUCACUUCCUCGAUCAACCGCUCUUCGUGCUGCUCCAUCUUCGCUCGUGUUUUUAAAAAUGGCGGUCGUGAAAACAAACCAAACCGGGAAAGUAGGGAAGCGGAAGUGCGUGUACAGCGGAUGUAGAGUGGACCAAUCAGAGCCCUCUUGUCUGCGACGCUGUUUGCGAGGCUUCUGCGGUGGUCACAAUUUUUGGGAGGUGCGUGCAGAGCGUCUACGAAGGUGGGGGGGCUACGCAGACGCUGUCUGCGGCGCCGUCUGCGAGGACUGGGUUGUCAGCAUAAAUUGGCCUUAACACACAAAACAUUAAACAUAAAAUUUUAGCCUGUUUCCACACAUGCUGUUAAAAUUUGAGGUCAAUUGAACAAGACUUGGCAAAGUUAUUAGAUUUGUGAAAUAUCACAUUUUUUGAAACGCCCUGUAUAAAUGUGAGCUGUAACGUAAUGAGUCGUAAAUAUGGACCAAGAAAACUUUCAGAUUUACAAGUUUGAUAAUCAAUUUGUCGUUGAUCUGGAAUUAAAUUAACUCUGUGUUAUGUUGCCUUACAUAAUGACGACAUUUAAGCAAGAGAAUCAUUCCUGGGAAUCUACGUAUCUACAUACACUACCGUUCAAAAGUUUGGGGUCACUUUGAAAUGUCCUUAUUUUUGAAAGAAAAGCACUGUUCUUUUCAAUGAAGAUCACUUUAAACUAAUCAGAAAUCCACUCUAUACAUUGCUAAUGUGGUAAAUGACUAUUCUAGCUGCAAAUGUGUGGUUUUUGGUGCAAUAUCUCCAUAGGUGUAUAGAGGCCCAUUUCCAGCAACUCUCACUCCAGUGUUCUAAUGGUACAAUGUGUUUGCUCAUUGCCUCAGAAGGCUAAUGGAUGAUUAGAAAACCCUUGUACAAUCAUGUUAGCACAGCUGAAAACAGUUUAGCUCUUUAGAGAAGAUAUAAAACUGACCUUCCUUUGAGCAGAUUGAGUUUCUGGAGCAUCACAUUUGUGGGGUCGAUUAAAUGCUCAAAAUGGCCAGAAAAAUGUCUUGACUAUAUUUUCUAUUCAUUUUACAACUUAUGGUGGGAAAUAAAAGUGUGACUUUUCAUGGAAAACACAAAAUUGUCUGGGUGACCCCAAACUUUUGAACGGUAGUGUAUAUCUCUACCUACUCAAUAAUGUUACGUGUUGACUAUUGUACGUUUUAUAGCCGUUUACCAGCUACAUUUUCACGUUUACAUGAGAUUACUUCUUCAGAAACCAUAUUUAAUCUAUCUGUAUCUGGAUGAUGAUCAAUUCUGGAGAGAAGUUUGGUUAGUUAGUUUGUUAGUUAACCUCUAAGCUAAAUUAGUCUCUGAAUAAGCGUCCCAUCUGCCAUACACGUCAGCGAGAUUUGCAUCAUAACGCUUAAAACUAUAACGGAAAUCAGGCCGACUCUGUGUAGCUGCGGUAUGGAAAUUUGAGCCACAGUUUACAUCUACACAAUGCGCUUCAAGGUUUGUUUUUUCUUUGGAAAGUUUCUACUCUUUUUUUUUUUUUUUUUGUCUUUUCAUCCUCUUCUUUAUCUGAUGUGUGUGUUUUUUUUCUCUUUUCUCAAUUAUUUCAUGUGCACAAUGCCUAGCUUUCUCAUGACGUGUUGCAUGCUCCUCCCGCUGUAUGCUGUUGAAACGUCUCCUCAUCUUUAUCCAUCUCCAUGAUUUUGGUGAGUGACUUGUGCUGGAGGCUGUUACUCUAAACUGAACUUUAGGAAAGUAGACUUUUUUGUCUAUUAUAGAACUAUUUUUGCUAAAUUGAUGCUGUAUUCUACAAUUAAAGCAAUUCUGUAUUUUA
This is a messenger RNA of Neoarius graeffei (lesser salmon catfish), 5062 nucleotides long. Its product is annotated as Transmembrane protein 263-B-like. The transcript is spliced from 4 exons. Bases 76 to 474 code for a protein of 132 amino acids. The record is from RefSeq and is a predicted model, not a curated record. Lineage: Eukaryota; Metazoa; Chordata; Actinopteri; Siluriformes; Ariidae.